This is a messenger RNA of Vicia villosa (hairy vetch), 2314 nucleotides long. RefSeq names its product protein GAMETE EXPRESSED 1-like. The coding region runs from base 224 to 2032 and encodes 602 amino acids. NCBI's taxonomy places the organism in Eukaryota, Viridiplantae, Streptophyta, Magnoliopsida, Fabales, Fabaceae. The transcript is spliced from 6 exons. The record is from RefSeq and is a predicted model, not a curated record.
CAUAAAUUAAGAAGGAAAACGGUCCUUUUCCGCUUCUUCUUCAUCUUCUACGGUACGCUACUGUCACUGUCUGUUCUUCGCAUAGACCACUGCCUUAACCGGCGUCAACUUCUCCGGCAAGAUUUGUUCCUUCACUGCUUCUUCCCCGUCAAACUUGUGGUGUGCUGUGAAAGACAUAUAGCAGUUAUUCUUUCUAGUUUUUAAUCUCUCACCAAUUCUUAGAAUGUCUCAAAUGGAUGAUCAUAGGGUUUGGUUUUUUCUCCUUAUUUUGCUUUCUUUCUCAUUAAGAUGUAAAUCAUGGAGUUGGUUUUCAUCAUCUAAAGAAAGUCAUUCUAGUGAGAAUACCUACGAAAAUCAAGCAAAUUUUAGAGGUUCGAGUGCCGAAUUCUCAGUCGAACCUUUCAAUGAUCCAAAGGGAGUAAAACUAGUACAGAAUGCUAAGAACAAAAUGGUUGGAUCAAAUGCUUGUUGGCAAAACGCUUAUAAAAAUCUUUUCGCCGGGUGUUCCGAGAUUUUGGCUACUAAUGACAAAAGAUCUAGAUUAGCUUGGCAUUUAAGUGAUUGUUUUCAAAGAGAUUCGGGCCGAGCUUCGUUUCCUCAUUGCGACUCAAAAACACCGAUUGCUAAAUGCCUGCGAAACUUAGAUGAUCUUGCUCAUAAGGUUUACCUUGAAUUCUACCUCGAAACCAAUUCCAUUUGUUAUCAAUUACAGACACAUGCAUUCAAACAUGAAACCGAGAGACUAGUGACUGAAUUGAAGAGUUCGGCUCAAUAUGUCGAGGACAAGUUAGAUAACAUUGAAGAGAAAUCGGAUUAUCUAUUACAAGGCUCAAAACAAAUUUCUGAAUCUCUUGAAUCGGUUAAUAGCCACACGCAGCUCGUAGCACAAACUGUCAAGAAUGUGGAAGGCGAUAUUGAUGUGGUAUUAACACAUUCUAAGAGUGUCUAUGAGCAAACUACGAAAAUUGCAGCAUCACAGUUGCAACUAAAAGAAGGGCAAGAGGACAUGAAGAGGAAUUUAGAGGAUGGAGUCGCUUUGCUUAAAGAAUCUUAUAGCUAUUUGGGCAAGGAAAUCGAAAAGUUGAGAGAUGAAGCCAUUGAGAUUGAGAAUGAGGUGAUCAAAGUUGGUGAUGCAAUGUCAUCGAAGAUGAACAAUUUACAAAACAAAGCCGAAGAUAUUGGAAACAUGGCCGGGAUCUCUUUAGAUAAACAACAACUUCUUUUAGACGGACAAUCCACCGCACUCAAGGGUCUAAAUUCAUUGAAUGAAGUUCAAUUCAAAGCACUAGAAGAAAGCCGGAAAAGCCUACAAUAUUUUGCAGAAUAUGGACAUAGGCAACAAGAAGAGCUUCUAAAGAGGCAAGAACAAAUUCAAGGGCUACAUGAUAGGUUAAUGGAAAAUUCGAAAACAAUAUUGUCUGCUCAGGAAUCCUUUGAAGCAAAACAAGCUACUAUGUUUGUUGCAUUGGAUAAACUUUUUGCUCUACAAAAUGCCAUGUUGCUCGAAUCAAGAGUGAUUAAAGCUUUCUUCAUUUAUUUCAUAUCGAUCUUUGUCGUCUUUAUGUUGACUAGCACGAAACUGACCUAUAAUAUCAGACCUUUACUUUACAUUGAACUUUGUGCUACUCUCAUGACUGAAGUGUUACUUAUUCGCUUAAUAAGCGACGACAACAUGGAGAAACAAACAUGGAUAAUCAACAAAGUGAGGUUACUUUUCAUGGUAGCGGCUUUGGCUCAACUUUUAUACGCAAUUUGCACAUACAAAGACUUUGAAAGGAUGAACCAUCAAAUGCUACUAACACUAGUUAACAAGAUUAACAACAUUCAAAAUAUAGAAGAGACGUCUUCAAACCUCGAUAAUGAUGAUGACGAUAUAAAUUGGUCGCAAUGGAUAGAUAACGAUUUAUCUGAAGAUGUCAAUGAUCUGGAUGAUCCCGACUUUAUAAUUCCAGAAGAAGUUGCAGAAAAUUCAAUCAUAAUCUCUCAAAAUACAAAAAGUUAUAAUUUGCGCUUGCGCAACCGGUUACAUUAACUCUUUUCUCCCCCACAAAGACAAUUGGUUCUUUUCUUUGCAUCAUUUACUAGCUAACCUGCAGAAGUUCUGAGUUUGAUAUCAAUAUUUUAGUACACCUAUUAUACUAUUUUUGUAAAGACUUAAAAUCUUUUAAGUCAUUUAUGUACAACUUUAUAGUUUAUUAAUUUAUUUCAUGAUUGAGGAUUAUAUACUACUGAUUAAGGAUUAUGUACUACUGUAAAUGUAUCUGUGAAUGGGACAGUAGGUAAAGAUUGAUACGCUAAAUGUUUGAUUGAAUGA